AUGGCUUUCCAGCGAAAGAAGAUCGGUGUGCAGGGUCGCUGGAUAGGCCUGCAGAUCCGCGACAUCAGCGAUGGUGAACAACGCAAGUGGCCUGAGUGCCCCCCUUACAGACCGGCUGAUGACGAAAAUUACCUCAUACAACUAGGACAGGUAUGGGAAGAGCACGGCAAACCAGGCGUCAAUUACUAUAUCGAACGGCUUCCUGAUGGCUAUGGGGUCUUCGAAGUAGACCAGCCAGCUGGUGCACAAACCUACAAGCGGCUCUUCGGCCAUCCGAACGGACGAUACUAUGAUUCGAUACCGAAAUUCACACCCCACUUCUUGUGGCUGAUGGGAGGUAUGGAAGGGGAUUGCCGGUGCCACCUUUGCCGGAAACACCAAUGUCCUCUUGUGCCGCGACAGUCGAGGAAGCCUAGGGAUGUCGUCGAUUUUUCUCUUCUGACUCGACCAAAACGGGACGGACCUACGACCGGUGACGACAGCAGUGAUCACAGCUCUGCCGCGGGCAUUGCUUCUCGGAGACCUCGUCGAGACGUGAGGCAGACUGGUGCCCCUUACGCAGUCGAUGAGGAGGGCACCGACGAUGUUUUCAAACUUUUCAUCAAGCGCCUUGAGCUCGCCAAAGACUCAAACAGAGGCAUAGAUCAGGACAUCGAAGAGACCAGCUCACUCGACUGGCGUGCAGAGCACAACGAGGAGGGCCAUGACCUAAUGCGAUCUCAUCUGACACAAAUUGAGCAUCAGCCAGCAUUCCUGCCACGCAUAGGGGAAACAGUGCUGUGGUGUACUAAUCUCCUCGAUGGUCAACGCUUAGCGCCCGACAAAGUUAGCUCGGAGUACAAGCUGUAUUCCGCUGAACAGGAUCGUUGGUAUGGCUUUCCGGCCUGGCGUGCUGGUGUAAUAACAGCUACACCGUCUGCUGAUGUUCAGAAUCGACCUCUCGGUUUCCAAGAUCUGCUCGUUCCACAGAAGACAACCACAGCUCUCAACAUCGCUGGCUAUCGCGUUGAGACUUUACCAAGUCCGAACAAUGCCUUGGACAAGCCUAUCUCUAAACAGUACAAAUGGGUUCCGUUGAGCUCUAUUCGUCCACUAUCACAAUGGCAGUUUCUUCUCCAUGGGAUACCGGACCAGAAGUUACAUCCUUCAAUAAUGGCAGCACUCACUUGUUCAACAAGCCUCUCCCUGGUCGAAAAGUUCAAAGCAACUGGCCUUUGGCCGAAUGGUGCAAUUCACUGUAAGGGUAUCUAUCUUGGGUCUGAGCUUAUCACAGUUGGAGACACCAUCAGACUCACUUCUCCCCGGUCGACGGACAUUUGUGAAGAUGUGUUGACGGUCGAGUCAAUUCGGCUUCAUCUCGGGAACAUACAACCUGAGCACACUCUGCGCGACUCUCCAUUCCUGGCAAAGACUUCAUGGGUAUCCUUUGUAGGCAAAGCCUGGACCCAAAAUGUCAGCAACGCCUUUAAGGGCCCAGGGCCAAGCAGCACGGUCAGCCCACUUUCCCUAGCUGAGAUGCAGAUAGUCUUCCGUUCCGUUGGUGCCUCUGAGUAUGGUCCGUGGUAUCAUCUGCACAACCCGACGAAGAAAUAUGAAGUAUCUUAUGAGCAAGUCCUUGGAAGACUCUGUGAGGCUGCCGCUGUACAAGUCUGGGUUGGUAACAAUCUUGAAUCGGACACUACGCAAGCCAACAAGCCAGCCUUAGAUUUCGACAUCAAAGGCAUUCUUGCCGCUAGAGCCUAUGCAAGCCAUGCCGACGAAAGAUUGCCAGAAACACAAGGCAAUGAGAUCCUCUGGUUUUGGGCCGACACAAGAGCUGAGGGUCUCGCGGUGGAAUCAUUCAAUGGCAUGGAAGUUGGGCAGUAUUGGCCUGUUAGAGAGACAGAAACACUGGAGCAGUGGCACGGCUUGAUGAGAGUGCUUAACGGAGUCAAUGUGACUACUGCGGAGGUUCCAAAUUACGUGGCUGUCCAGACAUCCACGAGAGGACGGAAGCCAGGAACCAAAGUUGUGAACGGCAAACUGGUAUAUCCUGGCGACCCAGAAUAUGAUUCUGCAAUCGGCGGCCAGGUCAAGCCAAAGCCUAGCAGUCAAAUGGCCGGAGCUGCCUUUGCGUCAACCGAUGAAGAAAGCGAUGAAGACGACGGUGCAGGAGAUAUCAGUAACUGGGCAGCACAGCCAUCAAAGUGGCAGGUGGCAGAAGGUCAGGAUGGCAUUGAAAUUUACCAUCCUGAGAUGGCUGAGUCCCAAGAGCUGUCACCCGAACGACCUACUGCACUAGCUGCUCAGCCAGCUAUACCUGAGCACGUCUCGAAAGCGCCCAUGAGCAAGACGCAGAUCAUGGCUGCAGCGGUUCGACAAAGCAUUGAAGGGGAUGAUCUUGCGGAGAACAUGUCGGAAGAAGAUUGGUAUGAUGCUCCAAUGCCGUUGGCACGUGGUGGUACGGAAGAAAGCUCAGGAGGUGACUACGAUCCAAAGCAACAACCUCGAGGACGAGGCAGGAGAUAUGGGGAUGCUUCAUCAUAG
Molecule: messenger RNA, 2526 nt
Organism: Cyphellophora europaea CBS 101466
Lineage: Eukaryota; Fungi; Ascomycota; Eurotiomycetes; Chaetothyriales; Cyphellophoraceae
Exons: 1
Coding region: 1-2526 (841 amino acids)
Biological process (GO): silent mating-type cassette heterochromatin formation
Cellular component (GO): SHREC complex; rDNA heterochromatin
Source: RefSeq, a predicted model, not a curated record